This is a messenger RNA of Orussus abietinus, 5134 nucleotides long. It is a transcript of the gene Sec24CD, whose product is annotated as protein transport protein Sec24C. The transcript is spliced from 18 exons. Lineage: Eukaryota; Metazoa; Arthropoda; Insecta; Hymenoptera; Orussidae. Gene Ontology annotation, cellular component: endoplasmic reticulum exit site; COPII vesicle coat. Bases 148 to 3936 code for a protein of 1262 amino acids. Gene Ontology annotation, molecular function: SNARE binding; zinc ion binding. Gene Ontology annotation, biological process: COPII-coated vesicle cargo loading; endoplasmic reticulum to Golgi vesicle-mediated transport; intracellular protein transport. The record is from RefSeq and is a predicted model, not a curated record.
GGGCGCAUGCGCAAUGCCACCUUACGUGGCAUCGGCACCAGUCGCCCGCGCAGAGCGUAAUAAAUGUUCUUUAUUUUACUGUAAACAUUUGUGCAAACUACGUCCUUUGUUAUGCUCCAAGCGAUCCUAACGACUCUAUAAUUAACCAUGAAUCCUCAGUACAUGCAGCAUCAUCAGCAACAACAACCGCAACCUCCAUAUUAUGGAGGACCUCCGACAGGACCACCAUACCCUGGGCCAAACUCUAAUGCUCCGCCAAAUCAAUAUAACGGCCCUGGGAAUUCACAAGCAUAUCCGCCACAAAAAAUGAUUCAAGAGCCAGUUUCGUCCAACAGUGCACCGCCACACACACAGGCACCUUAUUACGUCAGUCACUUACAAGGACAGCAAAUAAAUGCUCAGCAAGGUCCUCCGCUCGGUGGAUCGAUGCAUAUUGGUGCACCACCAACGAGUCAAAGUAACCUGAUGAAUCAAAUGACGAAUAUGACUCUAGGGAAUCAGCAAAGACCUCCGAUAGAUUCAGGAAAUUUACACCCAGCUGCCAAAAGUAAUGCAUUGUCACCAACUCCUCCUUCAAACGUUAAUGGCUUCAGUCCAUCGGAUCACAUGCCUCCAUCGACAGAAGCUGCUGGUCAGAAAGAAACGAAUGGUCGACCUCCUCCUCCACAAGGCAGAUCGCAAGGAUCCCCUGCACCUAGAGCAGGACUUCACUCCGGCCACCCUGGACAGCACAAUCAACAGGGACCUCCUCUGCCUGGAACGGGUCAAGGACCAUAUUCUGGACAUCCUGGUCCAGGACAACACGUCCAUCCUGAUCAUCCCCCGGAACAAAUGGGGUUGCCUAGCGCACCAUUGCCACCAAUGAUGCAGAAAAGUAUGACCGGUCCAUCGCAAGGACAACAAAAUUUAUCUGGACCUCCGCUACCUGGACAACAUUUUGCUGGUUCUUCGAUGUCAGGGCAACAUCUUCCUGGGCCUCCGUUACCAGGACAGAAUUUAUCUGGCCCACCGUUACCAGGACAGAAUUUAUCUGGUCCACCGUUACCAGGACAGAAUUUAUCUGGUCCACCAGGACAGAAUUUAUCUGGACCACAAGGACCGCAGAACAUGUCUGGUCCACCAGGACCUCAGAACAUGUCCGGGCCUCCAUUGCCAGGACAGAAUUUAGGUGGAGUUCAGUUUUCAGGCCAGUCCAAUAUUUCUGGACCUCAUGUAUCCGGACGCACCCUGCCCGGACAACAGAGUUUGUCUAGACCUCCUUUACCAGGACAGCAGAACAUGGCUGGACAACAUGGUCAGCCCUUUCCAUCCGGACCACCAGUACCUGGACAUCCGCAUUUAUCUCCGAUGAGUCCAUCGUUACCUGGUGCUCAAAUGCAAGGACAAAAGCAGUACAUGUCCGGGCCCACUUUAAUGAAUCAACCGACGAGCACGUCGAUGGGAAUGAACCGUCAAUCCCCAGGAGCCGUUCCUGGAUAUCAACAGGGAGGCUACCAACAGCAAAAUUAUGCACCCCAACCGGAUGUGUACGGAGCUCAACGGAGUCCUUACCAAGGAGGCGUACCUGGUGCACCAGGGUAUCAAUCAACCAUGCAAUCGCAACAAGCCAAGAGAUUAGAUCCUGAACAAAUGCCAAGUCCUAUCCAAGUGAUGCAGGACGAUCAACGUACAAAAGGAGAUGUGUUCGUAACAAAUCAAAAGGGAUUGGUCCCACCAUUAGUGACGACAAAGUUUGUGACGGAAGACAGAGGAAAUGCAUCCCCACGAUACCUUAGGUCCACCAUGUAUACAGUACCUACUUCAGCAGAUAUUAUAAAACAGACAAGUGUUCCCUGUGGUCUCGUGAUAAGUCCAAUGGCCCGAAUAGAACCAGGAGAGAUGGAACCGCCCAUCGUUGAUAUGGGCGACAUCGGACCAGUUCGUUGCAUACGUUGUAAAGCAUACAUGAGCCCUUUCAUGCAAUUUAUCGACGCCGGUCGACGAUUCCAGUGCUUACUUUGCAAAGCAACGACGGAAGUUCCAGCGGAGUACUUCCAGCACUUGGAUCACACAGGACAACGUAUGGAUCUUUACGAACGACCAGAAUUAAUGCUCGGAGCAUUUGAGUACAUUGCCACUAAGGAUUACUGUAGAAAUAAUACAUUCCCGAAGCCUCCGGCAAUUAUAUUCGUUAUCGAUGUAUCAUACAACACCGUCAAGUCGGGCUUGGUGAAUUUACUCUGUUCGGAGAUGAAGAGGAUCAUCAGCCAUUUACCCGUAGAUGCUGGGCAGACGAAGACCAACAUGAAAGUCGGCUUCAUAACUUACAGCAACACCGUGCACUUUUAUAACAUUAACCCUUGCCUAGCUCAACCACAGAUGAUGGUUGUCGGAGAUGUCCAAGAAGUGUUCAUGCCACUUCUGGAUGGGUUCCUGUGCGAUGCCGAAGAAAGUGACGCCGUAAUAGACAAUUUAAUGGCUCAAAUUCCAGUAAUGUUUGCAGACUCUCGGGAAACGGAGACGAUACUAGCGCCAGCUAUCCAGGCUGGGCUGGAGGCAUUGAAGGCCUCGGAGUGUGCAGGGAAACUGAUGGUUUUCCAUUCGUCUUUACCGAUAGCUGACGCUCCAGGAAAGCUGAAGAAUCGCGACGACCGCAAACUACUAGGUACAGAAAAGGAGAAGACCGUCCUAGCCCCGCAAAAUAACGUAUACAAUAACUUGGGACAAGACUGCGUAGGCUCCGGAUGCAGUGUAGACUUGUUCAUUUUCAACAACUCCUAUGUGGAUAUUGCAACGAUAGGGCAAGUUUGUCGACUCACUGGUGGAGAAGUGUACAAGUACACGUAUUUCCAGGCGGACGUCGAUGGGGAUAGGUUGAUCACUGACAUUAUUAAUAACAUUAGAAGGCCAAUCGCCUUCGAUGCAUUCAUGAGAGUACGAACAUCAACUGGAGUUAGACCGACAGACUUCUUCGGGCACUUCUUUAUGUCGAAUACUACAAACAUGGAGCUGGCUAGCAUAGACUGCGACAAGGCAGUUGCAAUUGAAAUUAAACAUGACGAUAAGUUAACAGAAGACGAGGGUGUAUACAUCCAGGCAGCUCUUCUGUACACGUCAUGUGGAGGUGUUAGAAGGUUACGAAUCCUUAAUCUCAGUUUGAGAACAUCGUCACAGAUGGCAGAGCUCUAUCGAGCCUGCGACUUGGAUGCUAUCAUCAAUUUCUUCUCCAAGCAAAGUGUGUUCAAAUUAACCGAAUCAACGCCAAAGACAGUGAAGGACAGCCUGAUCGCAAGAUGUGCAUCGAUUCUAGCAGCGUAUCGCAAACAUUGUGCUUCACCGUCCAGUGUCGGGCAACUUAUACUUCCAGAGUGCAUGAAGUUGUUGCCCCUCUACGUCAAUUGUUUGUUAAAGAGCGAUGCACUAUCCGGAGGAGCUGACAUGACCAUCGAUGACAGAUCCUACGUAAUGCAAGCUGUUGCCACGAUGCCAGUUUCAACAUCGGUUGCCUACAUCUAUCCUAGACUACUGCCUCUACAUGAUAUCGAUCCACAAGACUCCGGUCUACCACAGAUGUUACGCUGCUCCAUCGAUAAGUUCACAGAUGAUGGAGCAUACUUGCUCGAAAACGGCAUUCACAUGUUCCUGUGGCUGGGAUUAAAUCUCUCCCCCCAGUGGGUGCAAGAUGUCUUCGGCGUUUCCUCAGUAGUCCAGGUUGACACGGAUCGAACGUCGCUCCCUCUGCUGGAGACUUCGCUUAAUAAACGUAUCAACGAAAUAGUCGGCCAAGUGCGAUCUCAACGGCACCGAUGCAUGAGACUAACACUGGUUAGGCAACGAGAGAAGCUGGAGAUGGUGCUCCGUCACUUCCUUGUAGAAGACCGCGGAAACGAUGGCAGCGCCAGUUACAUUGACUUCCUUUGUUACAUGCACAAAGAGAUAAGAUCGCUUCUUAGCUAAUGAAAAGGACCCUGAUGGAGAAACGUCGACUCGAGCUCUAGAAUAUCCUCGUAGUUGAAGACACCGUGUCCUCGAGAAAGAAUAAGGAAGCCAGUCCUACAGGUCGUUUCAGAUUAUUCUAGGAGGCUGCUAAGGUGCCUAAACACGAGAUUCCAACGCUUUAACGUCAACGUCAACUGGGCCGUGUAUUAAUUAAGACGUGUCAUAACGGGAGAGACAGCAAAACGAGAUAAAUAAUUAACUAAAUGAAUGCUAUAUAGUUAUUACGAUGGAGGACGGUGUGCGGAAUCUAAUGCAAAGUCGUUGUACCGUGAGUAAUCGAAGGUAGCCCACACGUACAGUGACUUCGGAACGAAUAAUUGUAAACGUAAACUGUAUUAUUAUUAACCCUUAUUUUUAAUUAGUCCACUGUCUCUAUUAUUAUUGUGCUAAAUUAAACGAUGAGAAUUUAUUAAAACGCAAGUUUGUACUGUGAACCGCGGAGAUGCCUUGUUUUAAUGGGAACACUGAUAACAUGAUAUCAAGUACAAUUGAGUACGAUGUUCACUUUCUGGUGUACUAAGAACAUACAGGGUUUGUUCGGUUGGCUGCACUUUUGCAAUUAAUGUUUACUCUGGGAAACAAUUGUCGGCGUUUUUCAUCCUUGAAAGGGUAUUGAAAUUAAAUCAUUGGAAAUUGGAAAAACUAUCUGAUACUAGUUGCGUUUAGAAUAGUAGACGAAGGUGUACCUUAAGUUUUGCAAUUUUCAUGAAAAGUACAAUACGGUCAAUUACACAAUUACAGAGAGUACAGAUAAUCCGAACAAGCCUUAUGUUUAUAGUGGAUAUUAUGCAACCGGAGUAAGAAAUAUUGCUACAACUGUUUACUUAGCAUCCCAUAUUGUUUACCAUUUGUUAAUGCUUCAUUUAUGUAAAGAGUGUUCUUGAGGAGAAACGAGUCUCGUGUAAAUGAAUCGUUCAUUUGGAAAACUGCCACUCGUUAAUGCAAAGAGUUUAGUGGUACUUGGUGUUACUCGGGUAAUGUGCAAAAAUUCAUUACAACUGGUUACUACUUGGGCAACUUAUUUUCCACCAUUACAACUAUAUGUAUAGCUUUUAUGUAGAUUUUAUUAAUAUUAGGAAUAAAGUACGAGAGCCCAAUUACUUUUUUUUCUGUGCGAACAAUGGAGAAGCAAUGGUAUAAAAACAUUCUCAUCGAA